This is a messenger RNA of Cavenderia fasciculata, 1542 nucleotides long. RefSeq lists its product as uncharacterized. Bases 1 to 1542 code for a protein of 513 amino acids. The transcript is spliced from 2 exons. Lineage: Eukaryota; Evosea; Eumycetozoa; Acytosteliales; Cavenderiaceae. The record is from RefSeq and is a predicted model, not a curated record.
AUGAACUCUGUAAAGAGGUCGUUGGCACUCUCUGCUUCAUUUUCAUUAUCAUCAUUUAAAUUAAAUUCACAUAGGUCGUCUACUACGAUUAUUUCCCCUCCAUCAUCAUCAUCAUCAUCAUCAUCAAUAAGAUAUUAUACAUCUUCAUCGUCAUCGGAAGAACCAACAAGUACAAAACGUACUGCUCAAGCAAAAUGGUUAAACUUUGAAGCUUUGAAAAGAGCAACUUUAACAAGAACAACAAAUGAACAAACAACAUCAAAACAAAACAAUAAUAAUAAUAGACAACAUAAUUAUCAACAAGAAAGACAAUACAAUAAUGCUAAACAGAAACGUGAAAAGAUUAUGGAUCAAAAAAAGACAAUCAUGGAAUCAUUCAAUCCUUUUAGACAUAUCCUAUUUCUCUAUGUUGCCUAUGAAAUUGCUAAAAUUGACCUGGAAGUAGUGUCGGGUGUUAUUGGUUAUCUACUUGGAUUAAUCAAAAGUGAUGCACUCAGUUCUGGGAAACUAUCACUUGAUGUGCUCCCAUUAACUAUAUUAUUAAAGGAUGUGUUUUUAUCACCACCACCUACAGUACAACGAACAACAAUGACAACAAACUAUGGAACUAUUUUGGAUAUUAUAGAGAGUUUGGUAGUGAAUCAUCUCGCUACAGUAAAGAGGAUUGAAUUGGCAUUUGUUCAACAAAACCCAAAGAUGGAUCAAAACGUCACAGAGUAUGGGUUGUUGGGUGUAACUGCAAUGUGUUCACAUAUUGUCGCCAAGAAACUCAUCAACCCAAAAGAAUACUCUAAAAUGCCGAUUGACAAGAUGGUUCGUUUGGCAAGUGCCCCUCAAAUACCAUUCGCCGUCAGAACCUACAUCAUUCACAGUAUUGUGGAAUUGGCCACCAAAGGAGACGCAGUGGUCAAGAUACGUUUGGUCAAUGCCGGUGCCAUCCCAUUGCUAGAGUUUAUGGCAUCGUUUCCAAGCCGAUACAAUAGAGACUAUAAACAUGCAUGUCGUCUGCUCAGUAGAUCGGGGUUGGCCAAUCGAAAGUUUUUGAAUCAAUCCAAUGUUGUCGAACAAGAAUUCCAAAUCAUGACCAAGUACAAUAACGACAACCCAAAGACUGACUUGUUUCAAGGUCGUUGGAUUUCAACUAAUUCCAUGUUGGCAUACCAAAGUGACUUCUUUGUCGGGCUCAUUUAUGGUACUCUCAAGAUGAUGAGUUUUAGUGGAGGUAUAUUUACUGGUGUGAUUGGUGGUAUCGUAUUACCAACAGCAAUCGAGGAAGCAAGUAGAAAGUAUGCAUUUGAUAAAACACCCAGAGUACCAGGACAAACACAACCCAAUUGGAAAGAUGUAUUGUUGGUCUAUUCAAUCUAUCCAGCCUAUCUAGUUGCCAAAAUCAUUUUGAAACCACUCACAACUGCAUGGAUUGCAGCUACCCUUUUAUCAAUGUUUGAUAACACUUGUUUCGUCGUUCAUAGUAAAUACAAUGUAAACUAUUAUACCAAAGCUCCAACCAUCAAUAAUAUUCCAAAACAACAACAACAAUAA